This is a messenger RNA of Lactuca sativa (garden lettuce), 1503 nucleotides long. Its product is annotated as azadirone synthase LFS. The record is from RefSeq and is a predicted model, not a curated record. Lineage: Eukaryota; Viridiplantae; Streptophyta; Magnoliopsida; Asterales; Asteraceae.
GAAGAAGAAAUAAGUGUUGGAUGGCGGAUUCUAAAAAAGUUUCAAAAUUGAACUCUAUCGAUCUCUCAUCUCCUCAUAUUCCCACCUCUGUAUCCUUACUCAAACAGGUUUCUCUCAAGUGAAAGGAUUUAUGUUCGUUUUUGUGUGUAUGUGUAUUCAGAAGGAGAUAUAGUUUGAUUUUGGGUGUUCAAGUGUCUGCGAUUUGUUAUCGGUUGUGGAAAUACAUGCUUGUUUAUUAUAUUGAUUUGUUCUACAAUUAGAUUUGAAAAUUAGGGAUAUGAAAAAAGAACUUCGUGGAAAGGAUUGUAUCAAUAACUGGAGAGUUAAUUAGUUAUAGGUCCCAUCUCCGCGGAUAUCAUCUAAACAAACCCCACUUAAGUUUUUCAAAGAUUACUUGUCGUUAAUUUGAUAUGUUUUAUAUUUCAUAGGCCUGCGUAGAUUCCGGUUUCUUCUACGUAACAAAUCAUGGAAUCAGUGAGGAAUUUAUGGAUGAAGUUUUUGCGGAAAGCAAGAAGCUCUUCGAUCUUCCAUUAGAGGAGAAAAUGAAGCUUCUUAGAAAUGAGAAACACCGAGGCUACACUCCUGUUCUUGAUGAACUCCUUGAUCCCGCCAAUCAACGCCAUGGUUUGUUCAAACUCAAGUGAUCACAAGGAAGGAUUUUACAUUGGUAUCGAGCUUCCUAAAGAUAACCCUGAAGCUCAAAGAACAUUUUAUGGGCCAAAUUUAUGGCCUGAUUCAGAUAUCUUGCUUGGAUGGAGGCAGACUAUGGAAAAAUAUCAUCAACAAGCUCUGAAAGUAGUUAGAAAAAUAGCAAGGUUCAUUGCCCUUUCUCUUGAUCUUGAUGCCAACUUUUUUGAAAGACCAGAAAUGCUUGGCAAUCCGAUUGCAAUCUUACGUUUACUGCAUUAUGAAGGCCAAGUAUCUGACCCUUUGAAGGGAAUAUAUGGAGCUGGUGCACACUCUGAUUAUGGUUUUAUAACUCUCUUGGCAACAGAUAAUGUUUCUGGACUCCAAAUAUGCAAGGACAAAGAUGCUAAGCCUCAGGUGUGGGAAUCUGUUGAACCCUUAAAAGGAGCCUUUGUGGUAAAUCUUGGUGAUAUGCUGGAACGAUGGAGCAACUGUAUUUUCAGGUCAACGUUACAUCGGGUGUUAGGAAGUGGUCAAGAGCGAUAUUCUAUUCCAUACUUUGUAUUGCCAAGUCAUGAUUGUAUGGUUGAAUGCUUACCUACCUGCCAUUCAAAGAAAAACCCUCCCAAGUUUCCUCCAAUCAAAUGUGAAACCUACCUUCUUCAACGAUAUCAAGACACUCAUGCUCAACUUAGUACAUACAAAAAACCCUAAAUUUCAUUUGACCAAUUUGUUAAAGUAACAAAAUAGUUAUUAUUAUUUAGAUUUGUGGUGAUAGUAACUAAAAUUAUCAAUUUCCAUAUUGUGAAACUAGUCUCAUAUAAAAGACUAUUAUGUGUUGCAUAUUAUAUUGAACUUAUAAGGUGUUUAACGAAA